This is a messenger RNA of Labrus bergylta (ballan wrasse), 6328 nucleotides long. RefSeq names its product ataxin-7. NCBI's taxonomy places the organism in Eukaryota, Metazoa, Chordata, Actinopteri, Labriformes, Labridae. The record is from RefSeq and is a predicted model, not a curated record.
AACAGACAUGGAAGCACCAGGUGAAGACCUCCACAGAGGCUGAGCACUGCACUCGCUCUUUCCCAUCGUCUUCUGUCUCUUUUGCCCGGUGCAUCCAUUUGAUUUGUAUCUGCCUGGUGUCACGUCUUCGUCUACAGAAGCCAGAGCCUGGACUUCCGCUCCGGUGUGAUUGUGUGUGGCUGUCAGCGAUCACCGAAACUGAUGAGGAUUGGCUGAUUGAGUUACAAAAAAGUUCCCUUUUUUUCUUAUUUUGCUAAGGGCGGGUACGGUGAAUUAACACUCGUUUGCCGUGUCAAUCAGUAAAAAGUCCUCCUAUCCCGAGCGCGACCAACGCUGACUCUUGUGUUGUUACAUUGUAGCGGAAAGAAUGUCGGAAAGGGCCGAGGAUGACGUCAGGGGGGAGCAGCGCCGAGCGGCCAGGCAGCAGCUGAAGCAGCAGCAGAUCCAGCGGGGAGAAGGCUCCACAGCAAUGGCGACUGUUGUGGAGCGGAGAUCAUUACCUAGUCCAGAAAUAAUGCUGGGACAGCCUUGGAGCAACUGGGUCGACGCCGCUAAACUCCACGGCAACGACGGUGCUGAAUUGGAAGAAAGUUUCAAAGACUACGGGAAAAAUCGAGAAGCCAUGCGUUUGUGCAGAGAAGACAUGCCCAUAUUUGGCCAGUGUCCCGCACAGGACGACUUCUACCUAGUGAUGUGCAGCCACUGCAGCCAGGUAGUCAAGCCCCAAGCCUUCCAAGCACACUAUGAGAGAAGACACAGUUCUGCCAGCAAACCAGCCUCCACCUCGCCCUUUCCCGUGUCGGGCAGGAGCAGGAGCAGUGGAAGCGGCAUCGGGCCCGGGUUGGGCUCGGGGUCUGUAGCAGGAGUGGCCAGUGCGAACAUCCUUGGCCGACCUUCCACCGCUGGAUCCAAUUUAUGCUCCUCUACAAUGUCGUCGUCCUCCUCCAAUCCCAAACUCCCAAAACCAGCCAAAGACAAGCUGCCAGGCAUUCAGCGAAGACCUCCCAUUCCACCCUUCAGGAUGCUACCGCCAGACAAGAUCCUCACUCCGGCUGUCAAGGUGGAGAAGAUGCAUCUGAGGGUGGACUCGUCAGCUAAGCUGGUGCAGGCCACAUCUGCCCCCGCCACCACUUCAUCCUCCUCUACAUCCUCCUCUAGCACCACUGUGAGCUCCAACACUACCACCAUCACAACCUCCUCCUCAUCAUCAGCCCUUAAAACAGGCCUUAACUGUCCCUCCAUACCAAAGCCUCCAUUACUGGCCCCAAGUCAGAUUCCCAACGGCAAGGGCCACCUCUCAGUCCUCUCAGACAAGAAGCAGGACAUCAGCAGCAGUGCCAGUAGCAGACGCCACAUUAACAAGAAAGUUACAGAGCGAGAGUUCAAUGCAGAUAUCCACUGUGGGGUUGUGGAUAUUACAGCUCGGAAACCAUGCACAAGAUCCCUAACAUGCAAGACACAUUCCUUAAGCCAGCGGAGGGCAGUGCCAGGGCGGAGGAAGCGCUUUGACACGCUGCUGGCCGAGCACAAGAACAGAACGAGGGAGCGGGAGAGGGAGAGAGAACUCCAACAACCCCAUUCCCAGCAAAACCUCUCUCUCAGGGACCCACACCCCACCUCCCACCUUGCCGCUGCCCAUGAUGUCCACCAGGUUGCUCAUGGCAACGGCCCUGCCCCAGACACCACUAAGCCUUCGCCACUCAGCAAACCCAAAUUUCACAGCCCUGGUCUUCCUCGACUAAACAGUAGUCACGGAGGUGGUACCCCUGGAGACCCUGCUGUAGUCCAAGAGUCACCUCACCAUCCCCAAAGUACCCCUGAUGGUUUUUCCCGACCCUCCAGUGACGAAGGAGAGAACGAGGAACGGGAGGACAACGCUGACAAACUGGACUGUCACUAUUCAGGUUAUCACCCUCGGCCGGCAGCUUACUGCACAUUUGGAAGUCGACUAUUUGGCAGAGGCUGUUACUCCUUUGACCGGCGGUGGGACAGAGUGCGAUGUACCCUAACCACAAUGACGGACAAGCAUGUCAACUCUCAGAUGUGGAAGAAAAUCCCGUUGGCCUUGGAGAACUCCUCCUCCGUUGCAUCUACGCAUAGGACAAGCACAAAUUCCCAUGGUAGCACUCCCUCUUCAGGCUUCCUGGCCCCCCCUGCGACCCUGUCCCAGACUCCUUAUAGCCAAUCCUACGAGGGUAAAUCCAUGCUCUCCUAUGGGACCACCUUGAAUGCCCGCAGCUCCCCUCAGGGCGGGGCUGAGCACCCGGCCUACGGCAUAACGCAGGCCCGACAAGUGUCUUCGUUGCCGCAGAUGCCUUCAGUCCACUCGUCGUCAUCCUCUUCAGCUCCUUCCCUAGCCUCAGGCCGGGCACUCAAGUCUCGCUCCUCCAGCAGCAGCACUACCAAGUCGUCAUCGUCCUUCAAGCCAAAAGAGGUCACCUCUGGCUCUUCCACCCCUGUCAUCCCCAACUCCACUGGUGGGGGUAACAGCGGAGCCAAUAGUAACAGUAGCAGCACUAGCUUCAGCUCGGGGAAGAAAAGAAAGAACAGUUCUAUUCUGUCUUCAUCCCACGGCCCCCCUGAUUCCUCGUCUUCUAAUGCCAACUCUUCUUUCUCCUCCUCGUCUUUUAAGAAGAACUGUGCAAAUGUCGGCAGCUCAGGGAGCACUUACCACCAUGGCUCAUUAGGUCCUACAUCCUCAUCGUCGUUAUGCUCCUCCCACAGUGGAGUCCACAGUGUGGGGCUGAAUUGUGGCCCCACCGUGCGGACCAACUCACUCAGCCUCAAAGCCGAGCCCUCUGGAGGGUCAGCAGGCGGCUCCUCAGGACCGUCAGCCAGGGGUCCUCCAUCAGGCAGCCCUGCGGAGUCCAUUAAGCGUAUGAGUGUGGUGAUGAACAGCAGCGACUCCACACUUUCCCUAGGGCCCUUCAUUCACCACCAGUCCUCAUCUGACCACCACACCAGCUUCAGCCACCACCCCUCAGACGGGCGCUUGGAAGGAAAAAAGCGCAAAAGCUCUCCUGCAUCCACUGGCAUUACUAGUGGAGGUGUAGGAGGAGGGGGGCCGGGGAUGGGACCAGGAGCGGGAACAGGUAGACCCAAAGUGGCCAAGUCACCUGCCAUUAACAACAUCCAUGGGAAGCAUGGGCGGAGCAUUUCAGGGACGCCAGGGCUACCCAACAACUCCCAUUUACAUCAGCCAAAGGCUCGUCCCUGACAGUGGUGUCCGGCUUCUGGGUAUAGAAGCGGUAGGCGGACAGGGAAUAGUCCGGAGCAGCCCACUAACUGCUCCUGACUGCACGAGGCCUUCUUAAGUCAAACCCACAUUACUCUCAGCUUCCCACAAUCCUCAGGGUGGAGAUGAUCUGGACUGCCCAGUGAAGUCAAUGUGGUCCUUACUAUUUCUCCCAAAGCCAUGUGUGUGUAUGUGUGAGUGUGUGUGUUUGUGUAAGAGAGGGGAAGUGGUACCGUUUGGGGAAUGCGUGGAGUGCCAGGGGUUCUAAUGAGCUUGUCAAGGACCCCCCCAUGCAAGUGUCACCCCUGUUCUCUGAGAGGUCUUCCGGUCUGGUUCGAGGAAGGAGGAACAUUAGCAACAGCAAUGGGUCUCUUGCUCAUUGGGUUCAGGUUAAGGGCUGCAGCAACAAGCCGUCACAACUCUGAGCAACUAGGAAGGCAACAUGCUGAUCUCCUCUGCAUUUGUAAGAAUGACUGUGUGAAUGUGUGUGCGUGUUAAAGUAUUUUCGUCAUGUCAAAUUCUGCUGGACUACUGGAAUUUCCGACUUAAUUACACCCCCAGCGCCUGAUCUCAGAAGCCUUGGAUUGGAUUGCAGGAGGAGCAGCAAACUGUUACUUUCAACACCUUAAACAACACACAAUCACCUUGUUGUUUCACUUUCUUUUGGUUCAACUCUCUGGUGACAUGUUGAGAAACCUCGGGUCACACGCAGGAGCCUCAGAGAAGCCCCUUAGGACGAUCUGGUCUGGUUUUAUUAUCCAGAAUAAUUAUGCAAGUGUUACCUUUAUAUGAUUUCUUAUGAGCUUUUUACACUGAACUACAAAGAGUCUUUGUAGGCGUGGUGGAGAGAGUUGAGCUUUCAAAUGUGAAUAGGACGCCUGAUGUGCCCAUUCGAUUGAAUCUUUUGUCAGCUUGGUCUUUAGGACACCUGUUAAUUUUCUGAAUCUUUCCAUUGUGCAAAAUGACAGCAACAGUAGACCUACCCUCAACUGUGAACAGCACUAAAGAACUACUUUCUCCACAGGCACUGCUCAGUUGUCUUCAGAGCUAGCCAACAGCUGCUACCAGCUUUGCCAACUACUUUCUUUUUUUUUUUUUCAACUAAAAGGUGGGCAUCAUGCUCAUGAAGCGGUGAUGUUGCAUUGCCUGUGUGGAUAUGAAGAAAAAUCUGUGCAAACCGUAUUAUUAGCCACAAAUGACCUACUUUUUACCCCGCACAGCUGUAUGAACGCGCACAGCAGCUGUGGGCAGAUGUGAAUUGUAAUUUUUUUUUUUUUUCCUACGUAGGGAAUCAGGUAUGGUACGUCUUAACUGGAGCAAACUUUAUGCACGUCACCUGUCUUCUGUGGUUUCGAUUGUCCCUCCUGUGUGUAACCACUACCCCAGCUCUGGAUGUUAAAACGUUGGAUGCCUCACCAAAACACUAAGUUAUGUGUGUGUGUGUUCAGAAAACAUUUGUUGCAGAACAUGGCCAGGCAUUUUUACUCUAUUCCUUUGUCAAAAUGGAGUCUUAAAUCAGGCAAUACUUGCCCAUCUCACUGGGACGUUUGCUUCUUUUGAGAGGUCUUGUGUGGGUUUUAUGGUGCAAGAUUCAUAGAGAUGGCUUCACGGGACAUAUUUCAACUUUUGGCAACAACGUUUUCUGUAUGAAAGCUUCACUGAUGUCAGAUAGUAAGAAGUGGAGUUGAUUUUUUUUUUUUUUAAAGCAUCAUUUAGCUUAUAUCUUCUAGCCUAUGUAUCAAACACGUAUUGAAGUCUCCCUAUUUGAGAAUACAUAUUUUGUUAACAAUUGUACAUAGAGAAAUAUGUAUUUUUGCAAAGGCAUUUUUCGUACAAGCUGAAUAUUUGGUACAGAUUUUAAAAAAGUCAUUAUUUAUUUAGUAAAAGGAAAAAGAAAAAAAAGAUGGAAAGUCAAGAGUGGUUCACUGCCAAGUCUAUAUAAUGCAAUACACCGAUAUGUAGAAGGUGAAGCGUCUCAUGAAUCGUGUACUGAAAACCUUUAGAGGAAAAAGUGUUGCCACUGUAGCAUGUGUCGGUCUGACAAAGGAAACCUUUAUUCACGUUUCAAGGUCUCAAUCACAUGUGCUUUUACAAGACGUUUUAUGUUGCCUCUGAAUCAACACAACAAAAAGCUACAUUAUGACCCAAUAUAGUCUGUGAUUUAGAAAUGUCCUGUAGGCUUGAAGCUGCUCUUUGUCUAGCUAGUUUCCAUGGGACUCCUCAGUCACACACUUUGGAAACCUGAAUCUCAUUUCAUGAUUGAAACAUUUGUGUUCUAUAGAAAUGUAGAAGGGGCUUCAGCAAUCAUUGCAAAUAAGAGGAACACUUCAAACAGUCCGCCUGUUUGUGUUAUUGUUGCCAAACAUACAAUUUGAAUCACAGCUUUGAAAAGAAAUAUCAAAUUAAGAAAGUGCCUAAAUUAGUUUCACCCUGACUGUUUGAGGACAGUAUUCUUUGGGUUGUUUUACCUUACUUGAAUGUUCAAUGUGUUUAGGAGUUUGCUUUUAAAUCUGCCUAUGAACCCUAAAUGUGGUAAAAACCUGAGCUUGUCAGCUGCCCGUUAUGAAAGACUUUAGUAUUGUGUGUUUUUUUCUUCAUUUGGGUUGGGGGGGGGGGGGGGGAGACGGGGGGGGUUAUCCAAGUUUUCCAGACAAGACGUCAAGAUCUAUUGUCAGCCUCAGUGUAUGGCCUAAGGCCUCCCCUGGUUUACUGGGAUAUUUGUACACAACAUAAACUUCAAUCAAGUGUUUUUGUUUACCCUCAAACUCAACGGAUAUCCUGCAACCGUUUCAUGUGAACAGAAACCUUGUGAGGAUGUUUGAAUGAUUAGCACCAUAGACUUGGAAUGUGAAAGAAAGAAUACAGCUCGUGUUUGGGAGGAAAACAGAAAUCCACCAUUCAUACUAUGUACAAGUGUGUAUAGGUUUCUUUUGUAUCCAUUAUCAGAAUCAUUUUCAGCUGGACUUAUGUAUUGGCUGCUAUGUAAUUCAUGAACAAAACAUAGGUUAGAAUUAAUAUUUAAAGAAAAAAGAUUGUAUAGUAUAUUUGUUUUGUAACAAGUUUCUGUAAAUAAAAUAAUUUAUACUGCUAUUU